AUGUACUGCACUGCGAUUCGGCAUACCCGUAUACUUGAGUCGACGCACCGCUUAACGUCAUUCUUAAACCUGUUCUCUCUGAUGUUGGAUGCUGGGAUCCACAAUAUCUCUGAAGAGCGCGACAAAGCUGUAUUUAAGGUAGAAGAACGUCUACAACUCGAUCUUAGCGAUGAAGCUGCAUCGGUACAUAUUUUUGGAGUGAUUGAGACGAGCAUGAACUUCCUCAGUAUGAAUGUCGGCAUAGUGAUGGACGUGUUACACGAUUUGAAGCAGAAUCUUAGCUGGUAG
Molecule: messenger RNA, 288 nt
Organism: Cooperia oncophora
Lineage: Eukaryota; Metazoa; Nematoda; Chromadorea; Rhabditida; Trichostrongylidae
Source: the annotation of a GenBank genome assembly